GAUAUGUACACGUGAUCGAGGACAAUAAAUAAGUCCUGCUGUUAUCAUGUCUGUCGUCACAUUUGAACGCGACAGUAUCGUUUGGUGGCCUCUCGCUGAAGAAUAAUAACUGUGUCACGUGCACAUCAUACUAGAGCCAAUGAACACUAGCUCAGCCGGUUAAGCUGCUCACUCGGUAGAUUCCAGACUUACAAUACAAUCUUUCUUCUAAUCUUUCAUACCAUCUACAACAAUAUCGAAAUCGGCAGCCAUCGAUAUUAAUACCCGGCACAACAUCAUGGCGUGGAGACAACAAGGAAGCACUGGAUCGAACAAUAUUCCUUUGGGGAAUCGACGACGCUUCCCUGGCGAUGGCGGAUCUGCUCAAGAGGAGAGCUAUAGCCCAGUUCAAUCUUCCAAUAACUACCCUUCCAACAAUCACCAUGAUUCGGGUAUCAAGCGUGGAAGAAGCCCAACUGUAAAGUCCGAAGAGCCUGCAGGCGAUGGAUCUCGACGUCGCAAGAAGAGAAAUCGUUGGGGUGAUGCUACUGAGAAUAAGGCUGCAGGUCUCAUGGGACUUCCAACUGCAAUCAUGGCGAACAUGACAAGUGAACAACUUGAAGCUUAUACCUUGCAUUUCCGUAUCGACGAAAUUACACAAAAACUGAGAAUCGACGAUGUUGUUCCAGCGGAUGGCGACAGAUCUCCUUCGCCAGCCCCUCAAUACGAUAACUUCGGUCGCCGUGUCAACACUCGAGAAUACAGAUACCGAAAGAGACUCGAAGAUGAGCGACACAAAUUGAUUGAUAAGGCUAUGAAAGUUAUUCCUAACUAUCACCCACCACAAGACUAUCGCCGUCCUACUAAGACUCAAGAGAAAGUCUAUGUGCCAGUCAAUGACUACCCAGAAAUUAACUUCAUUGGUUUACUUAUCGGUCCUCGUGGCAAUACAUUAAAGAAAAUGGAGACAGAAUCUCAGGCUAAAAUUGCUAUCCGUGGAAAAGGAUCCGUCAAGGAAGGAAAGGGUCGCUCCGAUGCAGCCCACACCAGCAACCAGGAGGAGGAUCUUCAUUGUUUGAUCAUGGCAGAUACAGAAGAGAAGGUCGAAAAGGCAAAGAAGUUAAUUCAUAACAUCAUUGAAACUGCCGCCUCCAUUCCAGAAGGUCAAAAUGAGCUAAAGCGUAAUCAACUCCGUGAACUUGCUGCUCUCAACGGUACGCUUCGUGAUGAUGAGAAUCAAGCUUGUCAAAACUGUGGUGAAAUUGGCCACAGAAAAUACGAUUGUCCCCAACAACGCAACUUCACUGCCAACAUUAUCUGUCGCGUUUGUGGUAAUGCUGGACAUAUGGCUAGAGAUUGUCCAGAUAGACCUCGCGGUGCCAAUUGGCGUAAUGAUGGCCCUGCUGGUCCAAAUGCUGUACCAGGCCAAGGCCGUAUUGGCUCUGGCGAUGCAGUCGAUCGUGAAUAUGAGCAACUCAUGCAAGAACUUUCUGGCGGUGCCCCGGCUGCUACAGAUGCUCCUCGUCGUAUCGAAUCUGGUCCAUCAGGUUAUGACCAAGGUCCACCAAAAGAUCAAGAAGAUGUCAAACCAUGGCAACGAGGUCCAUCAAAUGCUCCCGCUCCAUGGCAAAGAGGAAAUGAGGGCCGUGAUGGACGUGAUGGCCGUGAUCCUCGUGAUUCUCGCGACUCUGCACCUUCUGGUCCUGCUCCAUGGGCCAGACGAGGAGGUGAUGACAGAGAAAGAGGAGGUUACCAGAAUGGAUACAAUGCUCCACCAUCUGCUCCUUGGGCAAAGCAAUCGCAAGCACCAGCUGCACCAACUGGUCCUGCUGCUUAUCCUGGUCAAAAUGGUUAUGCCCCUGGAUACGGUAGCUACCCUACUCAGCAACCACCAAUGGGUGCUCCUCCUGGUCUCAGCAGCAUGCCAGGACCCCCAGGCCUUAGCACUGCCAGUAUCAAUGCUCUCCUUCAACAAUAUGCCAAUGCUCCUCCUCCACCUCCUCCAUCGAAUUCUGCCCCUCCACCACCUCCACCUGGAAGUGCUCCUCCUCCUCCACCACCAAGCGAUCAGCCACCACCACCACCUCCUCCAGGAAACUAACUUCGUCUUCCCAUGUAAUGCAGAAGACUAUUCUCAAAUAAUUUUCAGCCGGCGUGCAAAAGCAAACAAUCACUGCACCAAGUUUGCAGCCUAUUCAUGAAGGAUACUAACCUAGGGAUUUUUUUAUCCAUACAUACAAGGCUUUGUGUUGACAAAGACGAUGUUUAUUUUUGGGUCGAUAUUUUUCGAGCCCACUUACUCUAAUUUUUUCUUUUGAUUAGUGCCUUGCUGCUAUUGUAACCAUAGGAAAAUAAAUUAUUUGUGAAUAUCUUUGGCUUCUAUGGUCA
This is a messenger RNA of Botrytis cinerea B05.10, 2367 nucleotides long. It is a transcript of the gene Bcmsl5, whose product is annotated as Bcmsl5. The record is from RefSeq and is a predicted model, not a curated record. The transcript is spliced from 6 exons. NCBI's taxonomy places the organism in Eukaryota, Fungi, Ascomycota, Leotiomycetes, Helotiales, Sclerotiniaceae. Bases 278 to 2080 code for a protein of 600 amino acids. Gene Ontology annotation, cellular component: nucleus. Gene Ontology annotation, molecular function: mRNA binding; zinc ion binding. Gene Ontology annotation, biological process: regulation of mRNA splicing, via spliceosome.